Molecule: messenger RNA, 1113 nt
Organism: Kogia breviceps (pygmy sperm whale)
Lineage: Eukaryota; Metazoa; Chordata; Mammalia; Artiodactyla; Physeteridae
Gene: CNTD1
Product: cyclin N-terminal domain containing 1
Biological process (GO): reciprocal meiotic recombination
Cellular component (GO): site of double-strand break
Source: RefSeq, a predicted model, not a curated record
AUGGACCUACCUGUGAGGCCAAGAUUGGCCUCUCUCAGUGACUUUCAGUUUGGAGCUGUUGCCACAGAGACAAUCGAAGACGCUCUGCUCCACUUGGCCCAGCAGAAUGAGCAAGCCGUGCAGGAGGCUGCGGGCCGGAUGGGCAGCUUCAGGGAGACCCGGAUCGUGGAGUUUGUUUUUCUCCUGUCUGAACAAUGGUGUCUGGAGAAAUCCGUGAGCUACCAGGCUGUAGAAAUCCUAGAAAGGUUUAUGGUUAAGCAGGCAGAGAAGAUCUGCAGGCAAGCCACAAUCCAGCUGAGAGACAAGACAGAGCCUCAGAAUUGGAGGGCUCUGAAAGAGCAGCUUUUCAACAAGUUUAUCCUGCGUCUUGUGUCAUGUGUACAGCUGGCAAGCAAACUUUCCUUCCACUACAAAAUAAUCAGCAACGUUACAGUCCUGAAUUUCCUCCGGGCUCUAGGGUAUCUACACACUAAAGAAGAACUGCUGGAGUCAGAGCUUGAUGUUUUGAAGUCCCUGAACUUCCAAAUCAAUCUGCCUACUCCCCUGGCAUAUGUGGAGAUGCUCUUGGAGGUUUUAGGAUACAAUGGCUGUUUGGUGCCAGCCACACAGCUGUAUGCAACCUGCCUGACCCUACUUGACCUAGUCUAUCUUCUCCGUGAACCUGUAUAUGAGAGCCUGCUGAGGGCUUCAAUCGAGAACUCCACACCCACUCAGCUGCAAGGGGAAAAGUUUAUUUCCGUGAAGGAAGACUUCAUGCUGUUGGCAGUAGGAAUCAUUGCAGCAAGUGCUUUCAUCCAAAACCAUGAGUGUUGGAGCCAGGUUGCGGGCCAUUUGCAAAGCAUCACUGGCAUUGCCUUGGAGAGCAUUGCCGAACUCUCUUAUGCAAUCCUGACUCACAGCGUGGGAGCCAGCACUCCAGGUCGACAGCAGCCUGUUCCUCCCCACCUGGUGGCCAGAGCACUGAGGGCUGCGACUUCUCCAACACAUGAGGCAGGCAGAAUCCGCCCAAAAUAAACAGCCUUCUGUCACUGCACUCAUCUCUCCCUUUCCUUCCUUUCAUACUCAGCGUACAGAAGUUCCAAGUAUCUUCUGAGCUGUGUUUUAUAUUCCAAC